Messenger RNA from Euleptes europaea (tarantolino), 1113 nucleotides. RefSeq names its product HAUS augmin like complex subunit 4 (gene HAUS4). Bases 16 to 1083 code for a protein of 355 amino acids. Gene Ontology annotation, molecular function: microtubule minus-end binding. NCBI's taxonomy places the organism in Eukaryota, Metazoa, Chordata, Lepidosauria, Squamata, Sphaerodactylidae. Gene Ontology annotation, cellular component: HAUS complex. The transcript has 9 exons. Gene Ontology annotation, biological process: spindle assembly; centrosome cycle. The record is from RefSeq and is a predicted model, not a curated record.
CUCGUCGAAGGGCUGAUGGCAUCUGCCUCGGUACCUGUGAGUGCUGAGCUGCUGCGGCCAGGUUGUGGGGGCCUCCUGCCCCCCUGCUCACUCACUGACGAAGAUCUAGCUGCCUAUCCCGGUUUGGCUAAUCUCCUUACGAGCCUGACUAAACAUAUGGACUCCAGCGGGGUCAGCACCAACUUGGCACAACAGCUAGAGGAGGCAAAGAAAGAAUUACAUUUGUCCCGAACAAGCUGGCUGAAGUGGGAGGCACUACAUCGAGUUCUUCAGGAGGCACUGAGGGACUUCGGAUCUGGGCUUGCUGCUCAGGAGAAAAAAUUUUUAGAAGUCCUGGAGCAGCAGCUUUUGGUAGGUGAGCUGAGACGAAUUCUUGACGUCGGCCCUUCUGCGCAAGGCACGCAGCCGUCACUCCUAGGUUUGGUGCCAUCUGACCUCUCGGAGCUUCUUCCCCCUAAUCAAGAGCUGGAGGAAAUGCAGAAGCGCCUCCCCGUGGAAUUGGAGAAGCGUCUUAAGCACAAGUGCAUGGCUGUGCUGAGCUACUUCUCUCCAGAGAGUGAUGGUACUGGAGAGAUUCCUCGAGCAACCAUGAUGGGGACCCUGGCGGAAAGCCUGGCUGCAGAAAAACAGCGCCUCCAGGAGGCCCGUGCUCGACACCAAGAGCUCGUGGGGUUGCUGGAACAGCAGAGAGCUGCCUACCCCCAGGUCCUUUUACGCUGCUUAGCCCUACUGAAACGCUUUGCCCGGGAGCAUCGUCUUGGCACUCAGUCCGAACUUGACUGCCUCAACACCCAGUACCUGGAGAUCAAAUGUAGUGCCAUGUUCCUCAAGAUACGGCUUGAAGAACUGAGCAUUCUCUUGGAAACCUAUGUACCUGAAAAAGUGGAUGUGCACCGGGUGAUGAGGGACAAUCUGCAGGCAGCAAUAUGCCAGGAAGAGCAAGAUUUGGCUGCUUCUCGACAGAUCCUCUCCAGCUAUGAGACUCUGGGCCCUGAGUUCGAGGAACUGGUGAAGGAGUAUGCCCGGCUGCAAGCCAUCAUUGAGAACAGGCGCUGGGUACUGACGGAAUUCAACAAAGACUGAGGCUCAUGUGGAGCAUGGGAGGGGCCUUGU